AUGACUGCUCCGCGCUCUGCCUCCUUGCGUGCUCUACGCAUCCUUUCGCAACAGCAUUCCUCGGCACCGUUUCGCCGCUCCCUUCACGUCACCGGUGCUUAUUCCGCCCAACUAGCCUCCGGUCCAGACGUCACAUCCAUCUACCGCGCCAGGAGCGUCGCGGAUCUGAGAGAUGAGUGCCAGAGGAGGAAUAUCAGGACUGCAGGCAAUAAAGCUGAGCUUGUAGACCGCCUUGCCAACCAUGACUUCCUUCAAACUAGAGCGUUUAGUAUCGCCAUGAAAAGAAUCGACGGACCUGCGUUUGGGCAAAGUUCCGAGUCACCCGCUCGACACUUCAACACCUCCCGCGCCACCAAAUCCGUCAACGAUUCAUCUCCAGUCGACUUUGUCGUCAUGCCCAAUAGUCUCGAGGCUGGCCAGGCUUCCAGCAGUGGCUUCCCUCGCAUGCCAGUUCCUCCGGAUGCAUACGCGCACUUUGAAACCGCUGGUGCUGGUAGCGCUUCUCCGAUGAAGCCGGAGAUCUAUAGCGUCGGCGGGUCAGAUGGUAGUAGCCCAAGCCCGAUGGCCGAAGUGGCUGAUAAUUCUGCUCUCGAAAUCAACCCGUACAAUCUCGCUGAGAUGGUGGGCAGAUCGAAACUAGCUGCCUCCUCGCCAGAUGCGGCAAGAAGUCAACAAGGUGAACCUACUCUCACAGGGCUUGUGAAAGGGAUGUGGAACGCCAUGAUGCAGGACGUACUUCCUCCCAAACAAGGUUCGAAUACGCAGUCGAAAUGA
Messenger RNA from Uncinocarpus reesii 1704, 774 nucleotides. RefSeq lists its product as uncharacterized. Lineage: Eukaryota; Fungi; Ascomycota; Eurotiomycetes; Onygenales; Onygenaceae. The record is from RefSeq and is a predicted model, not a curated record. The transcript is spliced from 3 exons. The coding region runs from base 1 to 774 and encodes 257 amino acids.